Messenger RNA from Xylaria bambusicola, 1901 nucleotides. Its product is annotated as Pre-mRNA cleavage complex II protein Clp1-domain-containing protein. Bases 98 to 1537 code for a protein of 479 amino acids. The transcript is spliced from 3 exons. Gene Ontology annotation, cellular component: mRNA cleavage factor complex; nucleus. Gene Ontology annotation, biological process: tRNA splicing, via endonucleolytic cleavage and ligation. Gene Ontology annotation, molecular function: polynucleotide 5'-hydroxyl-kinase activity. NCBI's taxonomy places the organism in Eukaryota, Fungi, Ascomycota, Sordariomycetes, Xylariales, Xylariaceae. The record is from RefSeq and is a predicted model, not a curated record.
GUGGGAUAGGUAUGACAUCCUCAACCACUCACUCUAGAGACCACUCCUCGACCGCACGCUUUCGCUUUCUUCCUUGUGGCCCUGCGAUGAAUUAAACAUGUCGAUACCAGGCUUGGGGCAAUUAGCUCCCACAGCUACCCCAAUAGCUGCUGCAGCUUCUUCAGCCGCGCCGGCUCCCACGACGACACAAACCCUCGAACCGUACUGGGAAUACCGUUUUGAGGUGCCUCACGGCUCGUCUUUAACUAUCAAGCUUGUCUCGGGCACCGCCGAGAAAGAUGGCACCGAGCUCGCCCCCAAUACGCCCUACAUCUUCAGUGCGACCAAGUCUAAAAUCAAUACCUGGCAUGGCUGCAGCCUCGAGAUCACAGCCCCCUCAUCCGGCACAUACGAUGCGUACACAUCAGAGCCGACCGCCGAUGAGACCCCCAUGGUCAGCUACCUAAACUUGCACUUCAAGCUCGAGUCCCUUCGCGCCGUCGCCCAAAAGUCAGCCCACAUGGGGCCACGCGUGCUCAUCGUAGGACCCCCGAACGCUGGCAAGUCGAGCCUUGUACGCACUCUCGCUUCCUGGGCCACUCGCAUGGGCCGUCAACCUCUCGUCGUAAAUACCGAUUCGCGCGAGGGCAUGCUCACGCUCCCGGGAACUCUGAGCGCCGCUGUUUUCGCCACGCUCAUCGACAUCACUACGGACUGGGGCAGCCUGCCCAGCAGUGGGGCCAGUGCGAUCCCUGUGAAGUUGCCGUUGGCCUACUACUAUGGGCUGCCGCAGUCAGAUGAUAAUCCAAAGCUGUUUAAGCGCUUGCUUGGCCGGCUUGCUGUCGCGGCUACGUCGAGACUCGCCGAGGAUGUUGACGUUAAGAGUGCCGGCAUGUUAAUCGACACCGGCGGUGUACCCACAGGCGCUAGGGCCGUGUCAUACUAUGAGUUUGUCGCCCAUAUCGUCGCCGAAUUCUCGGUCAAUAUUAUCGUUGUGGUUGGGUCUGAGCGCGUAGGCAGUGAAAUGCAAAAGCGAUUUGCAGGGCAGACUACAAGCGUUGGCGAGACAAUCACGGUCGUCGGUUUAGAUAAAUCCGGCGGUGUCAUGGAUCGUGAUGAAGCGUUCAUGCAAUCUAUUCGCGAGUCCGCUAUUAGAGAGUACUUCUUUGGUAACACUAAGAUGACUCUCAGUCCUUUCACGCAACAGGUAGAUUUUGCGGCUGUGUCGAUAUGGCGAAUAAACGAUGCGCCAAUCAAGUCUCUAGCAGACAGUGGCGGUAUUACGUACGACGAAGGAGAAACACACCCAGCAGAUCUUCUCGAAAAGGCAGAGCCAUCAAUGAUGAUGCAGAAUUGUGUGUUAGCGGUAGCAUGUGCCUCGGUCCAUGAUCCCCCAGACACAAUACGCGAUGCAAACAUCAUGGGCUUCGUAUAUGUAGCAGACGUGGAUGAGAAGCGCCAUAGGCUGCGCAUCCUAGCACCCGUCUCAGCACGGCUCAGUGAUCGACCCCUUCUAUGGGGCUCAUGGCCUGAACACAUGGUCAACCUACUUAUAUAAUGGGUGUCCACGCUAAUGAACUGACAGCACUAACAUAAUGACACAUGUCGAUGGGAUGUCAAUGGAUUAACGUGGUCCAUAGCAUGUCCUCCCAUCUACGAGCAUCACUCGAUAUACAACUUUAGAAGCCUCCAAGGAGUCAGUUUCAAAAUUUUGUGGAAACCUCCCAAUCUUAGAUUUUGACAUUGAUGGCUUACUAGACGCAAUAGAAGUCAUAGACCACUAGCAUUGCAAGGGCUAAUGCCGGCACUUGACAUAGUGAGAAUUAUACAGUUCGCAUUGCUAUUAAGCUACAAGGUCGUCUUCCACUAUGACUAAUGGUUUUCCCAUAUGGCAUUCAGAAAUAGGCAUUAGGUGGGGUGAA